AUGUCAUCAGCUCACUCAUUUCACGAGAUGUCGGCUCCUCCUCCGAAUACCUCUUCUACAAAGCAGCCUCGGCCUCUAGCAUGCAUGCUAUGCCAACGUCGAAAGGUCAAAUGUGACCGGAAAUACCCGUGCGCGAAUUGUGUCAAGGUCUGUCUUGGGAAGUGUCAGCAACAUAUUUCUAAUACAACAUGUAGUCCUAGCAUUCCGGCACCAGUGCGAAAGCGUAGACGUCCUAAUGCGGAGCUGCAAGCAAGGCUUGCUCGUUGUGAGGAGCUUUUGGCCCGAUAUGCAGCUGCAAGCAAUGAGCCCCUGGAAGAUAACGGCACAGUCGCUCCGCCACAGUCUUCCAGCAUUCCCCAGUAUGAGAACCACGAGGUCAACUGGAAACCCGCUGGCAAGCUUGUGACGGAAGGUGGUACUGUGCGUUUCAUGGACAACUUCCUAUGGGCCACCGUUUAUGAAGAGCUACGUGGGAUGCGAAAACUUGUGGAACGCGAAGAGGAUAUCGCUGAGGCGGAACCGUCCGACUGGGACCCCGGAGCUUCAAUGCCCGAUUACAGCGAAUAUCUUCUAGUCGGCGGCAACUUGCCGUCUGAGAAACCUCAUGAUCUUUACCCCAACGCCGGUCAGAUUUUCGGCUUAUGGCGAAUAUUUCUCGAGAGAGUGAAUUCUCUUACGAAAAUCAUACACCCUCCCACCUUGCAGCAGUCCGUGGCAGAAGCUGCCGCUGGUCCAGGGACCUUGCCACACAACAUUGACGCUCUUCUCUUCGCCGUAUACAGCAUGUCCAUCGUCUCCAUGACUGAUGACGAGUGCCUCGCAAUGCUAGGCUCCACAUGCAAAGCUGCCUUUUGGCGGUUUUCAUCCGGAGUACGAGCAAGUCUGCUACAGGCGCAAUUUCUUAAAUCUCACGAUCUGACAACACUCCAGGCAUUAGUUUUGCACAUUAUGUCGAUACAGGGCAGGUGCAACAUCCAUGGAGCUUGGGUUUUGAACGGUAUCUGUGUACGAAUCGCCCAGAAAAUGGGCCUCCACAGAGAUGGGGAGCUUCUCGGCCUUCCACCUUUUGAAACUGAGAUGAGGCGGCGGAUUUGGUGGCAGAUUUUCAUGUUGGACUCCAAAUUCUCCAUGAUAUCAGGGCUGAGCCAAUCACUGCUUCCUCGACCUAGCGACUGUAAACUUCCCAAAAACCUGAAUGACGCGGACUUACAUGCGGGUGCAACGGAGCGAUAUCAGGAUCGCGAAGGCCCGACAGACAUGGUAAUUCCACUCUUGGUGUAUCAAGUUGGCUUUUGCAUCCAGCAGCAACAAGACAUCGAAUCAUUAAUGCUUUACAACGAAUUGAGCACCCUGAGCUCAGGAAGAAGAAGCAAAGUUCAGUCGGCACAAAUGAGCGCCUUUAUCAAGAAUCUCGAGAGUCGGCUCAAUGCUGUGAUCGAUAAGAACUCCGAUCCUACGGCUGGUCCUGUCCACGAGUUGGCCAGCCUUCUGAAGUCUCUAAUACUUCAAAAAGUUCAGGAAACGAGUCGCCCUCCCCAGGAACAGCCAGAAUGGGGAUCGGAGAUCAUGACACCCAAAGAUAACCUAUUCAAAUGGUCUGUCAUGACCACCGAGCAGAACAUUAACGCCUAUAGGUCGAAUAGACACCCCGAAUUCCACUGGUUUCUCAAGUUGCUAUUUCAGUAUGACGUAGUAAUUUGCAUGAUUGGCCAGCUUAGCCAGCGAAUGACCGGGUCUAUAGUCGAGCGGGCCUGGCAGCUAGUGCCGUCUCUUUACGAGUUUCAUCCCGAGUUUUUAGACCCCUCCCAGGAGUACAACAUCGCUCUUGCCAAGUUUACGAUGAAGGCCUGGAAGAAUCGUGAUGACUAUCUUUCAUGUCAACAAGGACUACGACCGGAAGAACCAGACUACAUGAAGCGCAUCAGACAGAUGCUAGGGUUCCCCUUGAACAAGUCUGCUGCUGAGACCGGGCUGCCAGUUCAUGAAGAUGCACCGAGAGCCGGGAGCCAAAAUGGACAAGCCUCUAUGGAACAAUUGCUUUCAACAUACCUCGGUGCAGCUGCAGCAUGGGAUUGUCUAGCGCACCCCGACGAAGAGCGCAUUCAGAGGCAGCUCCCCAUGUUCGAGGAUUUGGACAUGACAGCACCAAGAAACUGGUAA
Messenger RNA from Colletotrichum paranaense, 2160 nucleotides. RefSeq names its product C6 zinc finger protein. Gene Ontology annotation, molecular function: DNA binding; DNA-binding transcription factor activity, RNA polymerase II-specific; zinc ion binding. The coding region runs from base 1 to 2160 and encodes 719 amino acids. Gene Ontology annotation, biological process: regulation of DNA-templated transcription; DNA-templated transcription. Lineage: Eukaryota; Fungi; Ascomycota; Sordariomycetes; Glomerellales; Glomerellaceae. The record is from RefSeq and is a predicted model, not a curated record. The transcript is spliced from 4 exons.